AUGUGGUCAAAUGUAGCUGAAUCUUUCAAUUCGUGGAUACGAGAGGAACGCCACUUGCCUAUCACAAUGUUGAUUGAUAGUGUAAGAAUUAAGUUGAUGAGGAAAAUUGCUAAGAGGAGGGAACUUGUUAAUAAAUGGAAUGGUUUGAUUUGCCCUAAAAUAGAGUCCAAGUUGCAUGAUGGUUUUAAUACUUCGAGGCCAUGGAUUGUUAGUUCAUCUGGAAAUGAUGUCUAUGAGGUGCAUUCACAUCCAUCUAUUUUAGUUGACAUUAGUAGACGAAUAUGUCCUUGUGGCGAGUGGCUGUUGAAAGGGUUUCCAUGUGCACAUGCAAUUGGUGCUAUACAAAAGAGUGGACAUGAUUUGAGUUUAUUUGUUGAUCAAUACUUCUAUGUUCAAAGUUAUCGAGAGUCCUAUUCUUUUCCCAUAUAUCCUGUUCCUUCAAUUUGGAAACCAGAUUGUAAUGUUGAUGGUGAUGGUGAUAGUGAAGUUGUUCUUUCUCCUUUGUCUAAGAAGCAACCAGGAAGGCCAAAUAAGAAGAGGAUUCGUUCAAAUGGUGAGAAAGUGAGACAAAUUACUUGUAGUAGAUAUGGGAAGGUUGGCAAUCACAAUAAGAAAUUGUGUAAGGAGGCUUUGUGA
Molecule: messenger RNA, 636 nt
Organism: Camellia sinensis
Lineage: Eukaryota; Viridiplantae; Streptophyta; Magnoliopsida; Ericales; Theaceae
Source: RefSeq, a predicted model, not a curated record